Saitoella complicata NRRL Y-17804 is the source of this 1515-nucleotide messenger RNA. RefSeq names its product TIP49-domain-containing protein. Gene Ontology annotation, biological process: chromatin remodeling; regulation of transcription by RNA polymerase II; box C/D snoRNP assembly. The record is from RefSeq and is a predicted model, not a curated record. Gene Ontology annotation, molecular function: ATP hydrolysis activity; ATP binding; DNA helicase activity. The transcript has a single exon. The coding region runs from base 31 to 1422 and encodes 463 amino acids. NCBI's taxonomy places the organism in Eukaryota, Fungi, Ascomycota, Saitoellomycetes, Saitoellales, Saitoellaceae. Gene Ontology annotation, cellular component: Swr1 complex; R2TP complex; Ino80 complex.
UGAGGACUUAGAAGAAAAAAAUACAGUACAAUGGUUCAGAUCACCGAAGUCAAGAACGGCAUUGCGGCCAAUCGUAUCUCUACUCACUCUCACAUCAAGUCCCUCGGUCUGCUCGAGGAUGGCUCAGCACCGGCCUUGAACCCCGCCUCCAAUCCCUCAAGCGGGUUGAUCGGACAGAACCAGGCGCGUGAGGCAUGUGGGUUGGUGUUGGACAUGGUCCGGAGUAAGAAGAUGGCUGGAAAGGCGUUGUUGUUCGCUGGUGGACCUGGAACCGGAAAGACCGCCCUUGCGCUUGCCCUCUCCCAAGAACUCGGCAACAAGAUCCCGUUUGUGCCAAUCGUCGGUUCUGAGGUUUACUCUUCUGAAGUUGGAAAGGCGGAAGUUUUGAAGGAGCAUCUCCGUCGUGCUAUUGGGCUGAGAAUCAAGGAGACGAAGGAGGUGUACGAGGGUGAGGUUACGGAGUUGACGCCAGAGGAGGCAGAGAACCCGCUUGGCGGCUACGGAAAGACCAUCGCACAUGUCAUCGUCGGUCUCAAGACUGCCAAGGGUACUAAACAGUUGAAGCUCGACCCUUCGAUCUACGAGUCGAUACAAAAGGAGCGUGUUGACGUUGGAGACGUUAUUUACAUCGAAGCCAACACUGGUGCCGUUAAGCGUGUCGGCCGUUCCGACGCUUACGCUACUGAGUUCGACCUGGAAGCCGAGGAGUAUGUCCCCGUUCCCAAGGGCGACGUCCACAAGAAGAAGGAGAUCGUCCAAGACGUCACCCUCCACGACCUCGACACCGCCAACGCUCGUCCCCAGGGCGGUCAGGACAUCAUGUCCAUGAUGUCCCAACUCAUGAAACCCCGCAAAACCGAAAUCACCGACAAACUCCGUCAAGAAAUCAACAAAGUCGUAAACAAAUACAUCGAGCAAGGUGUCGCAGAACUCGUUCCUGGUGUGCUCUUUAUCGACGAAGUCCAUAUGCUCGAUAUCGAGUGCUUUACCUACCUCAACCGUGCGUUGGAGAGUACCAUCUCGCCUAUCGUCAUCUUCGCCACCAACCGCGGUAUGUGCGAAAUUAAGGGCGCAGACGGCAUCACAGCCCCCCACGGCAUCCCCCUUGACCUCCUCGACCGCACCCUCAUCAUCCGAACCCUCCCCUACACCCUCCCCGAAAUCCGUCAAAUUGUCCGCCUCCGAGCCCGUAUCGAAGGCCUCUCCAUCUCCGAAGGCGCAUUGGACGUCUUGGCAAGAAAGGGUGUUGAGACGAGUGUGAGGUAUGCUGUGGGGUUGUUGACGCCUGCGAGUAUUAUGGCACGCAUCGGAGGCCGGGAGGAGAUCGGAGAGGAGGAUGUUGGGCAGUGUGAUGGGUUGUUCUUGGAUGCGAAGAGGAGUACUGGGGUUGUGCAGCAGACGCCUGGAAAGUUCUUGGCUUAAGCGAAAAUGAACGGUUAAGAGAUUUGAGUCCAUGCGGUGAAAUAGGAUACGUGUGGCAUAUUAUACCCGAUAAAUUGAUGCUUCAUACCCUAA